Molecule: messenger RNA, 774 nt
Organism: Hibiscus syriacus
Lineage: Eukaryota; Viridiplantae; Streptophyta; Magnoliopsida; Malvales; Malvaceae
Product: mavicyanin-like
Exons: 3
Coding region: 86-622 (178 amino acids)
Cellular component (GO): plasma membrane
Molecular function (GO): electron transfer activity
Source: RefSeq, a predicted model, not a curated record
CACUGUUGCCAACCCUAAAGUUCAGAUUGGAUCAGUUUUGAGGUUCAAAAACAGUUUGUCCAUUGUUUGUGCUCCUUGCAUUGCAAUGGCUAUCUCCAUUUUUAUACCAGAUUAUCAAAGAAAAGCCUAUAAUGUAUUAGGGUUGGGGAUUUGUUUCAUGGUGCUGAUGACAACGAAGGGUUAUGCAAGAGAUUUCUCAGUGAAUUGGGGCCUUCACAAUGCUGAUAGUUACAAUCAAUGGGCAGAAAAGAACAGGUUUCAGAUUGAUGACUCACUUGUGUUCAUCUACACACCAAAAGAUGAUUCAGUGCUUCAUGUCAACGAGGAGGCCUACAAAAACUGCUGUGUGGAAUCGCCACUCUCCAGCUACACCGAUGGUCACACUGUUUUCUCAUUGAGUCAUUCCGGUCCUUACUAUUUCAUCAGCGGAAACAAAGGCAACUGUGAAAAGAAUGAGAAGUUGGUGGUGGUUGUUUUAGCCGACCGGAGUAACUGUUCUUCGACCACAAAUGGAACAGCCCCUCCUCCUCCUGCGCCUUCUAGUUCAAUUGACAUAAUUCCACCUCUGGCACCUUCCGUAGAGUCUCCUGCUGCGUCUCCGCCAGUCGACCGAAACUGCUGAAACUAACCCUACACCGGCACCGAGUGGUGAAUGUCCACUAAAUGCAGCUUCUUCAGUAUUCAUGAGUGUUACUGGUUCUAUGGGAGCAAUAUUUGUUGCUUCAACUCUUUUUUUAGCAUUCUGAAAGUAAGAUGUCAGUCACGAAUUUGAUU